CACCACUCUUUGAUGACACCAACUACUCCUAUUGGAAGGAACGGAUGAGAAUUUAUAUCCGUUCCACCAACUUCCAAUUAUGGUUGGUCAUCAAAAACGGAGAGCAAAUCCCUAUGAAGAAAGUAGGAGAAACCACAGUCCCAAAAACCGAGGAUGAGUUUGAUGCUGAAGACAUCAAGAAGGUUGAAAACUACGCAAAAGAUAUCAACAUGCUUUACUGUGCGGUUAACCCCGAUGACUACCGGAAAAUCUCCUGCUGCACAACCGCCAAGGAGAUGUGGGACAAGCUUGAGGUGACGUACGAAGGUACCGAUCAAGUUCGUGAAGCCAAGAUCGAUUUUCUCACCCAAGAGUACGAAAUGUUCCGAAUGAAAGAAGGUGAGAAAAUCAAUGACAUGUUCGACCGGUUCUCAAAGAUCAUCAACGAUCUUCAUGCUCUCAAAAAGACUUACACCAACAAGGAUCUCGUGAGGAAAAUCCUGCGGAGUCUCACACCCGAAUGGAGGUCAAAAGCCGAUGCAAUCUAUGAAUCCAUUGGAGUCUCAAAUGUCACCAUCGACGAGCUAAGAGGUAACCUCAAAACUUAUGAAUCUACUAUUCUAACCCCAUCUUUGGAUGAACAAAAGAAGAAAGGAAUAGCUCUCAAAGCAACCAAAGAGACUAUGGAAGAAGUCUCAAGUGAUGAUGACAACGAGUUCGGACUCGUCAUCAAGAAAUUCCACAAAUUCAUGAAGAAGGAAUUUGAACAGAAAGGAAGAAAGCACGACGGUCCCCCGAAGUGCUAUGGCUGUGGCGAGAUAGGCCACAUCAAGCCAAGAUGUCCAAAAGGCAAAAGCGGCAAGGACAAACCUGGCUUCAAAAAGCAACGAGCCUAUAUCUCAUGGGGUGGUGACUCUGGCGACGAGUCAACUGAUCAAGAAGAGGAGGAAGCCGCCAACCUCUGCCUCAUGGCGCACGAAGAUCAAACCAACGACGUUCAAGAGGUGUGCUUGAAGGCAUCAAGUGUACUUUGGUACCUUGACAGCGAAUGCUCCAAGCACAUGACCGGGGAUGCAUCCAAGUUUCUCCAAAUCAAACCCGCUAAAGGAGGAAACGUAGUUUUUGGAGAUAACAGCAAGGGAAAGAUCAUUGGCGUUGGUUCAGUAGGUAAAUCUGAAAAUUCCUCUAUAGAUAAUGUCUUGCUUGUUAAAGACUCACUUGAAAGAAUGCACAUUGAAGACGAUGAGGAAGACACGCCAUUAUACACCAACCCGCAACCACAACCUGAGGAAACACCUCAAGUGAUGGUCGAAAAUGAGGAUCAAGCGGACGAAGAAGAACACGAGGAAGCCCAGGAACAAGAGAAAACCGAGCUUCCCAUCACUUGGAGAACGCACAAGAACCAUCCACUUGACCAGGACAAGAGCAGGGCCGCCACCUCCGGGAAAUCAAAGUCCAAAUCCCGGGCGCCUACUUCAUCCUCCGAGGAGCGCCUCUACUAUGGCGACGGGACUUACCUUUGGUUUGAUUCCGAGGAGGAGCGCACCCAAUUCCUCACCUUCUUCUCUAAACGGGUUGUGGCUCCCCCACGGAUCAUCCCGGAGCGCUACCCAGAGCUGCAGGGCUACGACGACCUUGACGCACAGCUUCAUCAAGCCGGUCUUUGGCCGUUCGUCUCCCGGGCGCGCAAGGAGAUCCACCCGGCGCUGAUCCGGGCCUUCUGCUCCAACCUCCGGCGUGAGGACGACGUGCUCUACUCGCUCAUCAAGAGCACGCCGAUCGAGCUCACCGUGGAGCAGCUUGGGCGCAUCGCCGGCCUCCCCUUCCAAGGCGACGAUGUGUCUCACUAUGGUGGAGAGGAUUGGGUGCUCAACAACGAGGGCCUUAUCCUCAACGAGCUUGGCAUCACCGAGCUCAAACGCCAUGCCUCAGGCCGCCCAACCAUUCACUCCGCCAACCCCAAAGGCCGUCUCGUUCUCUACAUCGUCUCCCGGAUCAUCAAACCCGGAAGCAUGGCCACACCAUCAUGCUUGGUGAAAAGGAUCAUGAAAUACCUUGUCGGCACGGUUAACGUUGGACUGUGGUAUCCAAAAGGCUCUUCUUGUCAUCUCGUCGGUUAUUCCGACUCGGACUUUGCUGGUUGCAAAUUAGACCAUAAAAAUAAGGGCAGGGCAGGAACCUCCGGGAAAUCAAAGUCCAAAUCUCGGGCGCCUACGACAUCCUCCAAGGAACGCCUUUACUAUGGCGACGGGUCAUACCUCUGGUUUGAUUCCGAGGAGGAACGCACCCGUUUCCUCACCUUCUUCUCUAAACGGGUUGUGGCUCCCCCGCGAAUCAUCCCGGAGCGCUACCCAGAGUUGCAGGGUUACGACGACCUAGACGCACAGCUUCAUCAAGCCGGCCUUUGGCCGUUCGUCUCCCGGGCGUGGAAGGAGAUCAACCCGGCGCUGAUCCGGGCCUUCUACUCCAACCUCCGGCGUGAGGACGACGUCAUCUACAGCCUCGUCAAGUCCACGCCGAUUGAGCUCACUGUAGAGCAGCUUGGGCGCAUCGCCGGCCUUCCCUUCCAAGGCGACGAUGUCUCUCACUAUGGCGGAGAGGAAUGGGUGCUCAACAACGAGGGCCUUAUCCUCAACGAGCUUGGCAUCACAGAGCUCAUCCGCCAUGCCUCGGGCUGCCCAACCAUCCACUCCGCUACCCCCGAAGGCCGCCUCGUCCUCUACAUCGUCUUCCGGAUCAUCAAACCCCGGAAGCACGACCACACAAUCAUGUUCGGAGAGGACCUCAAGCUCGUCCACGCGAUCAUGCACUCGGCCCCAAUCAAUUGGGCGAAGUUUGUCAUGAUCAACAUGACGAUCGCCGUGUCCACCGACCAUGAUCACCUCCUCCCGUACCCGUUUUUGGUGAUGGACAUCCUUGAACGGUUCAAGGUAACCACCACCGUUGGCCUGCUCACGAAGGCCACGAAGCUUUGGACGAUAAGCGCCCAAACCUUCACCAAGCGGUCGGACAACGCCGCGCCUGCCACUGUCGCGCCACGCCGCACUGCCCCUGCCGCUGGCCCAGCCGAACCCCAGGCCCGGGCCAACCUCGCCUCCAUCGCCGAAUCCCUCAACUGGCUACACCUCAAAGUUGACGGGAUGGAUGGCUACCUUGAGCGGCUCGACGAGGCGGUCCAACGCCAAGGGUACGCCAUGAACGCGUACUUCCAACGCGUUAACUACGUCCCCCCACCGUACCAUGGCACGUUCUUUGGGCAAGUGUACGGUGACGAGGACGAAGACGAUGCCUCCUAUGCCCCGUCAAGCUCCCCGGAUGACGACGAGUUCGAUGACGCCAUUGAUGGUGAUGAGAUGGACGUCGACGACGACGAGGACGAGACCGAAGACGAAAACUAGGACACCCCUAGAAUUUCUAUCUCUUUUCCUUUAAUUGUCUUGUUUUUUUAAUGCUUCUGACAGUUGUAGUUUUUCGGGUAGUAAACCUUCCUAGUAAAGGGUUAGUUUUCUCUCCGAGUGUCGUGUCUCUCGAGGAGUGGACGAAGGGAAUUAGUUUAAUUACUCUAAUUAGGCGAAGAUUAGGAUUGGU
Messenger RNA from Cuscuta campestris, 3567 nucleotides. Lineage: Eukaryota; Viridiplantae; Streptophyta; Magnoliopsida; Solanales; Convolvulaceae. The record is from the annotation of a GenBank genome assembly.